GAGAUGAAACUGACUUCAUCACAGGACCGUUCGAACACGCCCACCGCCUCGGUGAAGAUGGUUCAGCCCGGGGAGCCCUCGGAUAUUCUCUUAACUCGGCCAAAUUAUCUUACCGUUGAGUUCCGUGGAAAUAGACACACGUCGUCGUGGCUAUGGGACAGUAAUAACGAUAAUAACACAUGUAAUAAUCUCAAAUCAACAGACCCGUUUCACCUUCAAGGCCAAAAACAAAUGUAUGGAGGGUACUUGGUGCCACUUUGGUGCUUGGGCUGAAACCCUUUGGCUAUUGUUGAUGAAACCUGAGCAAUAAAUAACAAUGUUCAACUUCAACUUGUUUGCCAGCAAACUAAGUAAUGAUUCAUAUCAUAUACAUUACUUACAUCAAAUUACAAUUUAAAAGAAUUGAAAUACCAAAUGACUCAAAUAAAUGAAAAAUGAAACACGAUGCACUGUCUUUAUUACCAUAUCGCGACAAACAUGAAAAAAGACAUGCAUUGUCUUUGAUAAGAACAUUCCAAGUAUGUCACACAUUGAGCAGCAGGUGCUACAAACUAGAAGAACUGGUUUGUAACCGGUGUGGUGUGGCAAAAACCUCCAGGACACCGAGGAGAUGGAAGGAGGAUGGAAUGGUCAUUAAUCAGUAGAGUAAAUAGAGAGGAUACAACAGGAGCUAUACAUAUUAUUAAAAUAUGUACAACAUACUUUAUACUAGAGUUGGUGGAAUAUGCGCUUCUAUGUACAGUAUGUAUGUCAGAGAUGAACACAGUGAAAGGGGAGACCUGCUGCUUGCUGGUUGUGUUGAUGGUUAGAAUAUUUGUCAACGACUGGCAACAAUAUUUUUGGGGGCACUUGGUGACAGGUUGGUUACAGUGGGUGAAGCAGCAACUCUUUCUACUCAGAUGGUCCAGCUUCUUUCACAGAGAGAGACCAGUUACUACCGGGAAACAAAUGUUAACGAGGCACUUGACAUUUAACUCCAUAACCCCGUCACUUUGCCCCCUGCUGCAGUGUCGAAUAACUGUCAGCUCUAUGGGAAAGACUGGCAGCCUUGUCGAGGAUAGAUUCAGCAUGAGACAAAAACUCAGUCGCUUACCUUGUAAACUUAACAUGUUCUUCAGUGUUCUUGUGUAUUUCUUAGGAAAGAAUUAGGUUCCCUUAAGUACUUGUUUGGGGCUUUCGUUGUUUAUACUGCACACACCCAGAAAGGCAUUAUCAUAUUACCUUAUUGCUUAUUGUUAAUCAGUAGAUCUGUACAACGCUCGAUUUAACUUUGUCGGAGAAACACCCAUAGAUUCCAUUUCACCUACAGCUCAACACAAGGAGUACAACGUGAUAGAAACAGAGCAAUAUAUCCAAAUAAUUUCUUCCAAUAGCACUUGUUGAUGUGUGACAUGGGUCUGUCCCUUUGUAGAGAUGGAGCCUAUUAAACCGUCCAAAAUCUGAUCUUUUUGUCCAGCCAUGAUGACAAUUUUAGUUUAACAGCUGGAGGCAGUGAUGAUAUUCUUUUUUAGAUUCCAUCAUUGCAUUGUGUAGCAUAAGAAAUAUAGCAAUAAACUUACUGUAAAUAAAUACUGCCUUUUAAUAUUUUUGUCCUCUCAAGAUGAAACAAUUUCAUUAAUGCUACACUGAAAGCGAAGGAUAAAUGCAUAUCCUAGCAUCAAAGAUUUGAUGUUUGUCUAAGGAUUGAUUUCAAACAGGAAAAAAUAAUUAAAGAAAAACAACCUUGCCUAUUCCCUUGAGAGAUUAUUCACACUCAAUUAACACUCAAAUGUCUUUUAAAGUUGUUAGGUGCCUGGAAACAAAAAACAACAACAUUUCUGUAUAAUUAUGUUGCUCUUUUAAAAAGCUAUGUUCAAUUUUCCUUCUCAGAACACAAGCUCCUCUAUUAUCUCAGGUGAGUGAAUGAUGGAGGCUCAAGAGAUGAAGGUCACGCCACAUGUUGCCUUUAACUGCUGCACUGAGCCCAUCCUGGGGGCAGAACCACAGCUAAUUAUUUGAAGGAGGGAACCUAUUGAAGCCUUGCUCCUCAUCUCUGCCAUUAAUCCCGUCUUAUUUGUGACUGUAAAUUGGUGUGGAGGACCCCAUUUGAAGAAAAGCGGACUCUUCAUUCCAGGAGCCGGUCAGUCGCUGUCGGUCUCGUGCUUGCGGAUGCUCCCCCAUGGGGAAGGCUGCUCUGCCUCCCCUCCCCUGCUCUUCUCCUUUGAGACACUCCCUGUGCCACUUGCAGCUGAGACCCAGGGAGCAGAAUAAACAAGCGAAUUGAAACAGACUUGAACCAUGGCACCUUCAGCUGGCUGAUUCUGGUGGGAAGGGGCAGGAUGUCCAACAACAUGGCCAAGAUUGCAGAUGCUCGAAAGACAGUAGAACAGUUAAAACUGGAGGUCAACAUCGAGAGGAUGAUGGUAUCCAAAGCAGCAGCUGAUCUGAUGGCCUACUGUGAAGCUCAUGCCAAAGAGGACCCCCUGGUGACACCAGUGCCUUCCUCUGAGAACCCAUUUCGAGAGAAGAAACUAUUCUGUGUAAUAUUAUAACCCCCACAUGCACAUGACCAACGUCUACGCAUUAAUACCUGUAGCUAUUUUAAUGAAUUCAGUGUCAGCUUUAGAGACAAACACAUUCUUUGUUGUUGUUGUACAAAAGUCAGUUUUGUAAUUGAAGUAGCUCUUUGGUGACUAACUGAGAAAGGAGGAUCCUUUGAGUAUGAUAAUAUUGACAAUAAAGAUUUAUUGAA
This is a messenger RNA of Scophthalmus maximus (turbot), 2731 nucleotides long. It is a transcript of the gene gng8, whose product is annotated as guanine nucleotide binding protein (G protein), gamma 8. Gene Ontology annotation, molecular function: G-protein beta-subunit binding. The record is from RefSeq and is a predicted model, not a curated record. Gene Ontology annotation, biological process: G protein-coupled receptor signaling pathway. Lineage: Eukaryota; Metazoa; Chordata; Actinopteri; Pleuronectiformes; Scophthalmidae. The transcript is spliced from 4 exons. Gene Ontology annotation, cellular component: heterotrimeric G-protein complex. Bases 2319 to 2531 code for a protein of 70 amino acids.